Gasterosteus aculeatus aculeatus (three-spined stickleback) is the source of this 3110-nucleotide messenger RNA. RefSeq lists its product as uncharacterized. NCBI's taxonomy places the organism in Eukaryota, Metazoa, Chordata, Actinopteri, Perciformes, Gasterosteidae. Gene Ontology annotation, molecular function: protein binding; DNA-binding transcription factor activity, RNA polymerase II-specific; RNA polymerase II cis-regulatory region sequence-specific DNA binding. Gene Ontology annotation, biological process: regulation of transcription by RNA polymerase II. The record is from RefSeq and is a predicted model, not a curated record.
GUUAGCUUGUAGCAGUAGGGAUGAUGAAUUACACAGCUAAUUAAGAGUAUCUGAAUUAGCGGUAGUUCUGCACCCAUUUGCUGUUUUUUAAAGCCCAGAAGAAAUCCAACGAAAGGAAAAGCGGAGACAAGAUGGAGAUGCUAUGUUUCCGGUUACCGGGCCAUGGGGACACGACCCUGAAGCACCUGAACGCACUGAGGUCCCGCCAGCACUUCUGUGAUAUCACCAUUGUGGCCAGCGACAACCUGACAUUCAGGGGACAUAAGGUGGUGCUGGCUGCCUGCUCGCCCUUCUUAAGGGACCAGUUCCUCCUCAACCCGUCCCCCAAGCUUCAGGUGUCGCAGCUGUACAGCUCCACAGUGGUGUGCGAUCUGCUUCAGUCUUGUUACACUGGCGUCCUGCAGUUUAACCCAGAGGAGAUUGUCAACUACCUGACCGCCGCCAGCUACCUGCAGAUGGAGCAUAUUGUGGAGCGCUGCCGAGGAGCACUGAAGAAGUAUGUGAAUCUAAGGAGCCCCAGUCCCCUGAAGAUGGCUUCAGAGGAGCGAGGGGCUCGACUGUUGAUCGUCAGCGACAGCGUUCAUUCAGAGGCCUCUCCUCCCACUGGCCGACCCUCGCCGGGGCGCUCACACAGUCCUGUGCGCUCAGUGGAGGAGAGCGGCGGCGACAUGUCUGCUCAGGGCAGCAGUCACCACCACGAUGGAAGUCUGGAUGAGCAGCACAUUAAGGUAAAUGCAUCAGACGAGGAGGAAGUAGCAAGACAGGAGAACUGUGAGGUGUACAGAGUCUACUUCAAAGACGCCGACCAGAUGAACAGAGAGGAGGAGGAGGAGGACGAGGAGAGAGGAGCGCCCUCGUACGGACAUCAGGAUGCGUGUUACCCGGAGACGGAGGGCAUCAUGAUGGGAGGAGAACGCGGCGAAUACAACUUGAAUCCAACAGAAGAGGGUCUCAGCAUGGGGGGACUUUCGAUGGAGGGGCUCCGCGCGUUCAGGCGCAGGCUGCCUGACCCUAAAACUGGCCGGGGCCGAGCGAGGGGUAGGGGGCGGGGUUUCAAGAGGAGACGGUUGGUGUCAACACAGGAAAAAAGACCCCCGGGCCUGCCUCACCACCAGGAUAUGUGGUACCUGUCGACUGCGGGGAUGGGAGAGGGUUUCGGCUUGGACCCCAACCAAGAAGGGCACAAGACGCAGAACUACAUCUCAGUUGAACUCCCCAAGUUGGACUUCGGCAUGGAGGACACACGCGGAGACAAGGUGUCGGCGAUGGACGGCAACAGUUUGGGCCCGUACGCGCUGGAGGAAUCCGGUGAGGGGAGUUCGGGAAUGGCGGCUGUUGGAACGGACGAGGGAGGCGACGAGUCCGUCGCGGUGGUGGGAUCCACCUCCAGCGUCGUCGGGCCUGUGAUCUGCGAGCACUGCGGCAUGACGUUCCCCUCCACCCACUCCCUGGCCAUCCACUCGCGCUCCACCCACCUGCUGUACGCCUGUCCCUGCUGCGGCAAACACUUCCACCACUCGGCCAACCUCACCCGACACAUGGCCGUGCACCGGGGCACCGGCAAAUCCCACCAGUGCCCGCUGUGCUACAAGACGUUCACCCAAAAAUCCACCCUAAUAGACCACAUGAACCUCCACAGCGGCGAGCGGCCGCACCGCUGCGCCUACUGCCACGCCCGCUUCGCCCACAAGCCCGCCUUGCGACGCCACCUGAAGGAACAGCACGGGAAAACCACGGGGCAGAACUCUCUGCACGAGCAGGAGGAGAGGGAGCGAGAGGGGGCCACCGGAACCAUAAGGGAGGAGGAGCAAGAGUGCCUGGUUACCGAGCAGGUUGCAUAGCGUCACAGGGAGUCGGUGUUUAAAUUGCCUUAAGUUACUCGGGCGUCCAGUGGGGGGGUCAGUCUGUGGGGAUCACAAUAACCCGCGUGUGUAUUAAAGUGACCGUGUGUGGGAUUUGGUUGCAGUAGAACAGUAGAACAGUCACUCCUCCCUUUCUGCGAGUGCGGUGACGUGAGACGCAGAGUGCAAGGCCGUGGUAACGCAGUUCACCUCGUUCUGACGCUGUGUGUACCAUACCGGUAACAACGUAACAGUACUUGAGGAGUCUGUCAGUCAGCCGUGGCUCCGCGGUUUUGUCACUGUGGCCCGAUCCCAAUACCCCUCCAGCACUUUGCUGCCUCAUGUCACGUCACCAUGACAACAUCUACAAGAGGUUUUACAACUGAGGGUAUUUGUCUCUUACAUUUUACGCCUCCCAGGUCUCUCCUCAUAAGACGAGGUCAUUUCAGAUAAUGUUUCCACUGUUAAAUAUCAGUGCUUUCUUUUCCAUUUUUAAUCCUUGGCGUUUUAAAUGUAUAGAUUUUAAUGACAGUCCGAACAAGUGCCAUCUUCCUUGGUUUGUUUUUACGGCCAAAUCGCAAUGAAUUGUGGGUAAUUCCCUUGGAAGUAAUUUCUCAAAUAAAAUGUCUGCCAGCGAACUCAUCUAAACCCUCAACUAAACCCUGAGCAGAAGCACUUAAGUCUGAGUGCAUAAGGGUGGAGAUUGGGAUUGGGCCAGAGGCUCGUGUCAGAGCACUCCGCUGGCCUUUAUGUAACAAAGAACACAAAGGCUCUUGCUUAGGUUUGUCUUGCUGGGCUGCGGUAGAAACAUAGCGGUGCAACCCUCUCUAUUUAGAUAUCAAGGGCUCAUUCUAAUGAUUCUUAAAUUGGUUUUACGUUGAUGAAAACUAUUCUGAUUACCUACUUGCCAAUAUAAGCCCUCAAAUGCUACACAUGUUUCCAAUCUGCAUACAAAUAAACAGCCAGUGUGUGAUGUGGGGUCAAUGACAGUCCUCAACAUUGUUAUACAGACAUCUUGACUUGUCGUGGCCUGGGUAUUACUGUGACAAUGGCUGCGUUGUAUUAAAGCCGACACCUGGAAACUCAAAGAGGCUGAAUGGAACUGUGCUUUAAAUACUGUGAGAUGUCAAAAUGUCCUCAGUGACAAACGUCCUGUGGAUUUAUCAGUCUCUUGGAAAAUUGUUUUAUUAGUAGGACUGAAACGUUAAAUCUAAAUAUAUGUAAUGAUCUGACUGACUGCAGUGAGAAUAAAAUGUGUCCUAUCCACUC